AUGGUGGAUCGCUUGGCAAACAGUGAGGCAAAUACUAGAAGAAUAAGUAUAGUGGAGAACUGCUUUGGAGCAGCUGGUCAGCCUCUGACUAUUCCUGGCCGUGUUCUGAUCGGAGAGGGAGUACUAACAAAGCUGUGUAGGAAGAAGCCCAAAGCGAGGCAGUUCUUCCUGUUCAAUGACAUUCUUGUCUACGGUAACAUUGUCAUCCAGAAGAAGAAAUACAAUAAACAGCACAUAAUUCCUCUGGAAAACGUCACUAUCGAUUCCAUCCAGGAUGAGGGGGACUUACGGAAUGGGUGGCUCAUCAAGACGCCAACGAAGUCUUUUGCAGUUUACGCUGCCACCGCCACGGAGAAGUCCGAGUGGAUGAACCACAUAAAUAAGUGCGUUUCUGAUUUGCUUUCCAAAAGCGGGAAGACUCCGAGCAAUGAACACGCAGCUGUCUGGGUGCCGGACUCGGAAGCCACCGUGUGCAUGCGCUGCCAGAAGGCAAAAUUUACGCCUGUCAACCGCCGCCACCACUGCCGCAAGUGCGGCUUUGUCGUGUGCGGGCCCUGCUCCGAAAAGAGGUUCCUGCUCCCGAGCCAGUCCUCCAAGCCUGUGCGGAUUUGUGACUUCUGCUACGACCUUCUUUCUACUGGGGAGAUGAGUGCUUGUCAGUCUACUAGGUCAGACUCCUACAGCCAGUCGCCUAAAUCAUCGUUAAAUGAUGUAUCUGAUGAUGAUGACGAUGAAGACAGUAGUGACUAAGGACCAAAGCUUUUUGGCUUUUUUUUUUCCCAUGAGUUGCAAUUUGUGUUUCAAACCAUAUGGAGCUGCUUUUGGGGAAGUCUGUAGUGAGAUUCCUCAGAAAAAUCCCCUUCUAGCCAUAAAAUAUGCCUAAAUAUCUCCAACUGCGAUGUGCCUCAACCUAGGAAUUCUCUAGACGAUAGUUUUUUCACUCCUCUGCAGGGAUAGACUAUUGCAAAUGUUAUCAGAAUAUUUUCCAACUUCUUAUACUUGAGUUGUGUCUAAGUUAGACUUUUUGUGGAAGACUGGAGAAAGAAUAAGAUGUAUUUUCUUAAUUUAACAGCCCAUACUUCCUGAUGAUGGUUCUUCAUGCUGAUAGUUCAUUACGUGGGGUUUUUCAGACAUGGGGAGGAAACCUGUAAACAUGCGUGGAACAGUGAAGUUUUGGUUCAUCCCUUAAACUGUCUUGUUCUUCUAACCGUGGUAAUACAGUAGGUUGAAAUGUGACAUAACUUACAAACUUAAAUGUCACAAAACUUGGAAAUUGUCUUGUUUUUUGCUCUUAUUUAUGACUUCCUAUGCCAAGCAGUGCCUUGUACCAAUUGUGCUGAUUCAGGAAGAAACAAACCUAUUUGAUGUCGUCUGUAUUUGCCUGAUGCUGAUAUCCGAGAGAUUGUUGGUGCUAUUGAAAAUAACUGCUGUGUUCAAAGUGGAGCUUUGACAAGGUCCCAAGUGUUAUCCUGCAGUGGGUGACAGAGACCCGACUCAUGCGUCCUCACCUGUGCGGGCAGACCCAAAGCCUCUGCAGGUUCCUGCAGGCUACAGUGGGUUUCCCCUGGCAGGAGCUGUGUUGUGAGUCUGGAUCUUGAGAUGAGAAGCUUGAAGUGGCUCAUCACGGGGAUUUGUGUGUUUUCAGAACAGGUUCUAAGUUUCAAAUUUGGCAAAUAUAUACUGAAACUUUAGUUGGGUGAUACAGCAUUUGGGUGUGAUAGCCGAUAUAUUUUUUGAAGUAAUUUCCCAGAAUGACACUAAAUGGUUUCUUUAAACACUGGUGAGAGGAUUGGUGGAGUUUCCCUCCUCCCUCAUCCCUUCCCCUGGAGUUUUAUUGGCUCAUUGAAAAAUAAUUUUGUAUUUUGAACAAAAAGCCUGCAAGUAUCCUUAUAAAAUUGGCUUGUCUUUUUACACAACUGACCUCAGGAUAAAUGAGAUGCAAGUUUUUUCAUUCUAAAUGUAUACCCAGGACCAAGAAAGAUGUAUUUAAGAACUAUAAUGAAAUUGUCAGUGCAGAAAAUGUCUCUACCAUAGUACUUGUUUUUAUUGUUAAUGAGUUCUUCAAUACAGACAUGUCAUGUUCCCAUAUAAAUGUACAAGUUAGACUUCCAAAGGCAUGUAAAGCCCCCAAAUACUAUGUUUCUAUAUUUUUAUAAUGGUGGUGUCAAUUUUGAAGCAGAAAAACCUCUUUGACAUUGUUGUAUGAAUAUAGUAGCAACUGACUUUAUACGAAAAAAUGUUAAAACUUUUGUAUCUCUUUAAGUGACAGUUUCUGCACUGUUUGCCUUGGUUGGCAAUAAUUGGGUUAAAUAUUUAUUGAAUAAACGAUCAAUGCUGCAUACUGCACUAGUCUCCCAUUCUGCAUGCUGUAAACAUCAGUCAUAAGGUUUUUAGAGAAGUUAGCAGAGUGCCUCAAAGCCAUGGCCCUCCGUGAGACUUCUGGUAGCUGAAGAUGCACUUAGCCUCUUUAGGGGCGGCACUCUGCCUUAGCAGUCUGCAAGACAUUGCUUCAGGUGAAAAUUGCAUUAAUGUUUUUAGCUUGGGCAAUUUCUAAAUGUAAGGUUUGUUUUGUUUUGUUAUUUUUUAAAAUAAGCACUGGAGAUCUACUUUGAAAUAAACAAAAUGCUUUCUGAUGGAGACCAGGGACCAGGAAGAUUCUGUGAAAUUGCCAGAUGCACAAUAAACAAUUAUAUAUACUGAAAGAGUAGCUGAAAUAAGUAGUUCCAUAUACUCACUCCUUGAAUGAUGAGGGAAUGGUGACCUGCAGCAAGGCAAACUGGGCUAUUCUGAGAGGCACUUUAAUGGUGCUUGCUUUUUUUUUUUUGUACCUCUCUUACUUGAUUUUUGUAUUUCAGGAAUGGAGACUUGUCAGCUUCGGUUUUUCUACGGAAAAAACUUGUAUGUACCUUCGAGUGACUGAUAAUGGUUUUCUUCCUGAUGCAAUUGUCCUCUUUUCUUAAGCUGUCAGAUAUUAACUUGUCUUGUUAAAGAGUCUGUCUCCCUAUGUACAUUACCUAUGUUUCUAUAUGUUGUGCUUAAUUUUCUGCACUUUUUGGGGGUGGAAAGAGUGUUGCCAAGAGUUAGAUCACAUCCUGUAUUUUGCAGAAUGUUCUUGUACCUACUUCAAAUACCUUUUUAUCUGUCUGUGAAUGAAACUUGCACUGUGUUGCACUGAUCCCUGAAGCUGUAACCAAACCAAUGCGUGCGUGUGGGAUUGUUUUUGGUCUGGAAUUGAUAUAUAUGGUCCAAGCUUUUUGAGAAAGCAUUAAAAAAAGAAAGUGUUUUAUGGUAAUACUCCUAUCCCUCAGUGGUAUUUGUUUAAAACUUUACAAAAUGGACUUGACAUCCACCUCUCUUGUACUUAAAAAUUCCGGAAAAGGGCUCGUUUCGUACUUUGUAAUCUUGUUCUGUCUAAUUAUUUUAUUUACAAAUAUAUGGUGUAGCUUCAA
Molecule: messenger RNA, 3449 nt
Organism: Colius striatus (speckled mousebird)
Lineage: Eukaryota; Metazoa; Chordata; Aves; Coliiformes; Coliidae
Gene: PLEKHF2
Product: pleckstrin homology and FYVE domain containing 2
Exons: 1
Coding region: 1-750 (249 amino acids)
Molecular function (GO): metal ion binding; phosphatidylinositol binding
Source: RefSeq, a predicted model, not a curated record